Molecule: messenger RNA, 1479 nt
Organism: Aspergillus tanneri
Lineage: Eukaryota; Fungi; Ascomycota; Eurotiomycetes; Eurotiales; Aspergillaceae
Gene: AMY3
Product: alpha-amylase
Exons: 7
Coding region: 1-1479 (492 amino acids)
Biological process (GO): carbohydrate catabolic process
Molecular function (GO): calcium ion binding; alpha-amylase activity
Source: RefSeq, a predicted model, not a curated record
AUGAAAGCAGGAUGGUUGCUGAGUCUCGCCAGCGUCGCUUUAGCUGCGACGCCGGCGGAUUGGCGCUCGCAGUCGAUUUAUUUCCUGCUCACCGAUCGAUUCGCGCGUUCGGAUGGAUCAACCACGGCGUCGUGUAACACGGAGGAUCGGAAAUACUGUGGAGGCACCUGGAAGGGGAUCAUCGACCAGCUGGACUAUAUCCAGGGCAUGGGCUUCACGGCCAUCUGGAUCACUCCAGUAACCGGCCAACUCCCCCAGGACACUGGAUAUGGCGAGGCCUAUCAUGGAUACUGGCAGCAGGAUAUAUACUCCCUCAACGAUAAGUACGGCACGGCGGACGAUCUGAAGGCAUUGGCCGAUGCUCUGCAUAAUCGACACAUGUACCUGAUGGUCGACGUAGUGGCUAACCACAUGGGCUACUCUGGGGCCGGCGACUCGGUCGACUACAGCGUCUUCAAACCGUUCAAUUCGAAAGACUACUUCCACCCCUACUGUCCGAUCAAGGACUACAACGAUCAGACUCAGGCGGAGAACUGCUGGCUGGGAGAUAACACCGUGUCGCUGCCGGAUCUCGACACUACCAAGUCGGAGGUGAAAGAUCUCUGGUACAAAUGGGUGGGCGACCUCGUAUCCAACUACUCCAUCGAUGGCCUGCGCAUCGACACGGUCAAGCAUGUCCAGAAGGACUUCUGGCCCGGAUACAACAAGGCCGCCGGGGUGUACUGCGUCGGCGAGGUUCUCAAUGGAGACACCGCGUUCACCUGUGCCUACCAGAGCGUUCUGGACGGGGUCCUGAACUACCCUAUGUACUACCCUCUUCUGAAUGCCUUCAAGUCCACCAGCGGCAAUAUCGGCGAUCUUUACAACAUGAUCAACAACGUCAAAUCGAACUGUCCGGAUUCGACGCUGCUGGGAACGUUCAUCGAGAACCACGACAAUCCGCGGUUUGCUUCAUACACGAAUGACAUGUCUCUCGCCAAAAAUGUUGCCGUUUUCACUAUCCUUGCAGACGGGAUCCCCAUCAUUUAUGCAGGUCAGGAACAGCACUACGCCGGUGGGGAAGAUCCUGCGAACCGCGAAGCAACCUGGCUAUCCGGAUACUCGACCAAGAGCGAAUUGUAUACGUUGAUCGCAUCGUCAAACGCGAUCCGCAACCAUGCCAUUGCGCAGGAUCCGAAAUACGUGACCUACAAGAAUUACCCCAUCUACCAAGACGAAACCACUAUCGCGAUGCGUAAAGGCAGCGACGGUUCCCAAGUUGUCACGGUGCUGUCGAACAAGGGCUCGUCUGGAUCGUCAUAUACGCUGUCCCUCGGUGACACAGGAUAUUCCUCCGGACAGAAUGUCACGGAGAUUUAUACCUGCGAGACGCUGACGGUGGGCUCGGAUGGGAAGGUGUCUGUGCCGAUGAAUAACGGGCUGCCUCGUGUGUUGUAUCCGAGUGAGAAGUUGAAAGGGAGUAGCCUCUGUAGUGAGUAG